Molecule: messenger RNA, 204 nt
Organism: Penicillium atrosanguineum
Lineage: Eukaryota; Fungi; Ascomycota; Eurotiomycetes; Eurotiales; Aspergillaceae
Exons: 1
Coding region: 1-204 (67 amino acids)
Biological process (GO): phosphorelay signal transduction system
Source: RefSeq, a predicted model, not a curated record
AUGGGCGGCUUUGAGGCCACACGCAGUAUUCGCGCCUUCGAGAAGUCGCGCCUCGACAAUUUGAGGUCGUCCACGAUCAUCGGCCUGACCGGACUGAGUCGUUCUCAUGAAAAAUCAGAGGCCAUAAAAUCGGGCAUGGAUCGGUUUAUGACGAAGCCGGUUGCUUUCAAAGAGGUCAAGAAGAUCCUGGGCCGGUGGAAAUAA